AUGAACCAACAAGAUCAACCCACUGCUCGCAUUCGUUUCUCAACGGGUGCUCUUCCUUCCCAUCUCGUCUGCGAAUCAUCUUGUUCCGAUUCAACAACUCCGAAUAUUGUGAGAUCUUCUCAAGCCAUCGGGACUCUCAAUGAAGAAGAUCAUUCAUCUCCAUUUUCAGGAUUGGCUCCGAUCAUUGAAAAAAGUUUAGCCAAGAUUAAAAUUGAGGAAUUAUUUCAUUAUGGAUCUCCGAAGGGAGAAGAGUCAUUGUGUAGAGCCAUUGCAUAUUUGUACAACAAAACAGUGAGCAGGAAUGGUGUUGAAGAUCAUGAAUCGUACCAACAGCAACGAUCAUCGUUUGGAGCGCAUUCACAACAACUUGUCGAUCGAAUGUCGAUUCAUGCUGAACAUGUCCACAUCACCUCUUCAGCUCAACAAGCUCUGAAUAUUGUAUUUUCUGCUCUUUUUAACAAUCGAAUGGCAGGUUACCACACAAGUGAUCAAGAUAAUCAUGAGUAUUCAUCUGAAACAAUUUUGUUUCUUCAGCAGCCUUGCUUUUUUGGAACGGUUAGAUUGGUGAAAAAGUUUUGUCUUUCUGCAACAAGAGUGAGCAAUAACAGAGAAGAGUCAGUCAACUCCGUGAAGGUUGAGAGUUUUGAAACUGUGGAAGAACUUGUUCGAAAAUUAACUAGAAUACCAGUAUCCAAUACCACAACGGGCGAAUGCACUUCCAGAACAUGUAACAUGACAAGAAAGACAACACAACAUCGCCCACGAAUUGUAAUUUAUAUUUGUUCCAAUUAUCAAGCAUAUAAUGGUACAAGAGUUUCUGACUCUGAAAAACAAUUGCUCUCACUCCUGAUCAAAUCGAGAAGAGAAGAUUUUGAAUUUAUCAUCAUUGAGGAUAAUCCCUAUGAUUUCUUGUAUUUGAGUGAUACUGAAAGACCAUUGACAUUGUUUGAAAUGUUGCCAAAUCACACCAUAUUAAUUGGAGGAUUUUCUAAAAUUCUAGCACCAGGUAUUCGAACUGGUUAUAUUAUUUUGGAUCAAGAACAACAAAACAGUGAAGGUGGAAAGAACGACAAACAUUCCUUGAAAGGGUUGAUUCACAGAGAGAAACUUGAUCAGGAUUUAUUUACCUCAACAUUGUGUCAACAAGUUUGUACAGCCGCAAUUUCAGAGGAUGGAGGUGCCUAUCUAAAUUCAUGGAGAAGGGUUGUGAAAGAGAGAAGAAAUGCCACUUUACAAUACUUGAACGAAUUUUUCCAUGACGUAAAAAACCAUGUCGAAUGGACGCAAGCAGAUUGUGGCAUUUUCAUUUAUGUGAGGUUUAAGAAUGUCUCAAAGAACAUCAACAAUUCCAAAAACGAGCACACAGUUGAGAAAGAAAAAAACACGCCAGAUGACAUUUCUCAAUUGUUAAAAAUUGCCUCCUCAAGAUAUAAGUUAGAUUUGGAGCCAAGUUGUUAUACUUACCUGGAUGGAAAGUCUCGUUUGGAAACACGUGUGAAUUUCAUCCUCCCACAGUCACUGAAUUUAUUGAGAGAAGGAAUUUCGCGUUUAAGGCAAGCAUACAAUGAAUGGAUGAACUCAAAUAUUCCACUUUUGAAACAAAUCCCUCUGAGCAACAAACAAUUGAGGAUUAUUAUAACAUCUGGUGGAACAGCGGUACCUAUUGAUACGGUUCGUUACAUUAGCAAUAGCUCUAUGGGAACUACUGGAGCACAAAUUGCCAAUGAAUGUCUCGACAGAGGUCAUUUAGUUCAUUUUCUACACAGCAAAGCGUCACGAGUACCAAAUGAAUUCGAUCCAAAGCACAAAUCCAAUCUUCACAAACAUGUCUAUUUUACAUUUGAUGAAUAUCAUGAACAAUUGAAAAAUCUUGUCACUACCACACAACCAGAUGUUGUGAUUUUGUCUGCAGCCGUUAGUGAUUAUGGAGUGGAGAACAAACACAACGACAAAAUGAGUUCAGAUCUCGAGACUCAAACACUUACAUUAGUGAAAUUACCAAAAAUUAUUUCACUGGUUAAAAAGUGGAACCCAAAAGUCUUCUUAGUAGGAUUCAAAUUAUUGACCGGCGUUCAAACAGUGAAAGAGUUAAUCAAUACAGCAUAUAGACACGGAAUCAAAAAUCAUUCCAAUCUUACCGUUGCCAAUUCGACUCUCACAAGUGAUUCAUCCAAUUUUGCCAACCGAAUUAUUACACUAAUCACUCCAGAAAAGAGUGUCAUCCCAUGCUCUCUCAAGAAUCUAUCCAGCAUUCUUGUUACAAAUAUUGAAAAACGAGUUUCACACAAGCAUUACAAAACCAUUGUCCACAAGGAAGGAGAUGUAACUUAUUUUGAUUGUGUAAAAGAAAUGCCUCAAACACUCUCAAAAAUGUUUGAAAAUAUGAAAAAAGCGUACACCUUGGGACUAUUUGACAAGUAUUUUGAUGAUGAAGGCGAGGAAGAUUUAAGUACUUCUAAAAACUGUGUUGACAACUCUAAGCACAGAAAUGUUCUCGAUGAAGAUGAGAACUCAUCUGCUCAUUUCGGUUUUGUGGCUAUGCGUGCUCCAAGACCAUAUUCAGGAUUUUUAAUCACUUCUCGAGCUAGUAAUAAGCUAAAUCCAACAUUGAAGGAUAUUGUCUAUGUUUCAAAUGCUGAUUUUGGAAAACGAGAAUUGCAUGUUCAUUCUCAACAAGGACAAAAAUCAUCGCUCAAUGCAAACGUUGCUGCAUGGCUGUUCGAGAAUCGAAAAGAAGUGAAUCUCAUUUUACAUGCACAUAUCUUCCCCAGUUGUGAUAACAUGACUGAUUUUGAUUAUUCACCUGGAACUCAGGAAGAUGUUGACGCGGUGGCAGAAAAGAUGACACACGGAGAGAAAAUUGUUGAAAUUCCACAACAUGGAAUUAUAUCGGUAUCAGAAAGCGACAAUAUUGAAGAGGCUAUUCAUUCUCUUGGAGAGGGACAUGCUUAUUUUAAAUUUGCUCAUUUAUAUGACAUGAUAUAUGCACGAUUUCAGAGAUCUACCGACUUGAUUGAUGUACUCGAUCGAGAGUUUCCUGACAAUAAGGAACAUACAAAUAUUUGUGACCUUUGUUGUGGAACAGGAGAGGUCACUCGAUUGCUCUAUGAGAGAGGUUUUCGAACAUUCACAUUGGCCGAUCAAAGCGACAAGAUGUUGUCGUAUGCCAAGAAAAAAUUGAGCACUUGUUACGGAGAGGAAUUUUGUCGCAACAUACCGACACAUGUCACAUCCAUGCAAGAGCUGAACCUAAAAGGCUCACAUUUCGACGUCAUUGUUAUGAGGCAAGCCAUUAAUUAUGCAAUGAAUUUAGAGGGCCUUUCCAUGGUCUUUGCGUCAUGUUAUGAGCAUCUUAAAAAGGGAGGCAAAUUAAUUCUCAACACGACCAAUUUCCAAGUGGAUCAAGCUGAAAAGUUUUCAAAAAUGCGUGUUUUAAGAUACGACUGUACAGAUGGAUAUGUUGGACUAGUGGGAAAGAGAGAUGAAAGAGAUAAUGACAACACCGUGCAACAAUGUACACAUUCGAACAUUCCAUUCAACGUGUACAUUAGAGAAGGAAAUUUGUUGAAUAUUGAGAACAACCCAAAUUCGAAACAUCCACGAAAAGAGACCCGCCUGCUCAUUCACGCACAACAUUGUGUGAUGGAAAGAGUGAGACUCGACCAACAUUCCAAAGAGGUACCACUUUACGAAAGACAUUGCUUGUUCGAUCUCAACAAGUUUGGAAUGUUCACACGAAAAGAAUUUCAUGACGAAUUGAAACAAGCGGGCUUUGAACAUGUGAAAUGUUAUGGAAAGGGGCUUGAAGAGAUCAACUUGGAAGACAAUGCAUUGAAUAGCUCUAAAGAUGAACUCAAAUCUCCAUCCUUGUACUUUGUGGCUAUCAAAUAG
This is a messenger RNA of Naegleria fowleri, 3891 nucleotides long. RefSeq lists its product as uncharacterized. Bases 1 to 3891 code for a protein of 1296 amino acids. Gene Ontology annotation, cellular component: cytosol. Gene Ontology annotation, biological process: L-valine biosynthetic process. The transcript has 3 exons. Gene Ontology annotation, molecular function: L-valine:pyruvate transaminase activity. The record is from RefSeq and is a predicted model, not a curated record. Lineage: Eukaryota; Heterolobosea; Eutetramitea; Acrasida; Naegleriidae.